CCCGACAUUGCUCCAUCUCGAGGGCCUGCCCUGCUCACCUGGGGUUUAAACACAGGAAAACAUGCUGUUGGUGAGAGGUGGGCUUUUUCAGCCUGAGUUUAUCAAGAUCCUUCCUGAGGUGGUCAAAAGGAGACUGCUUGGGUGAUGGUUGGGUCUCUUGCUGUAGCCCUGAUGACCGCUGGGAUGACGGAGGACGAAAGAAGGGGGGUGGAAUCAGCUGCAGCUCCUGGAGGCUGAGAGCAGAGCCUUGGUAGCCAAGAGACAGGCCGUGGUGUGUGCUGACGUUUCUGUCCUGCAUGCCGGAGGCGGCAGUUCCUGGCCCUGCUUACCCUUUCCACUGUAAGAGAGAGAGAGAGCCAGUUGCACACAAAGGUGCUCAGUAUGCAACUGGGAGCUGCUCUCCGCAAGGGGCCCGCUGGUUUUCUGUGGCUUCCUGUUUAGUCAAGGCAAAGCCUCCAGCUCGGAGCUGCCUGUCCUCGUCUUUAUGGCCCUGGAAUGGUUUUGACUUUGAAAGCUGCGUGGCAGGGAGCAAGUCUGGAUCAGAAGGCAGUAAAAAGCAGGCGGGUUGGUCAUCCCAGGCCGGUGGCUUCACAGUCACAAAAUACAGCGAAGGGGAGACCAAGACAAAGGCUGUUUCUGGCCACAGGCUUCCAAGCGAUCGGCGAAGCUGUUGGGAACAGAGGGGGACCCUCCUCUGGGGCUGGUCUUUGCUUCUUAGCCAUCCCGAGCAUUUGUAAAGGGACCGUGACAUCACAGCCAUGCAACCCGUGGUCGGGGGACGAGAGAGAGUGGCUGGCAGUGGCCUGUAUUACCAGGAGAGGCUGCCUGGGCAAAACCGGUGAAGGCGGGGGCCAGAAACAGCAGCUUUACCCAGCAGGGGGUGGGGGGCGGAGGAUGCAGGCGGCUUUUCCCCUCGAAGCCGCUCGUGGGCCAUCUUGUCCUGUCCUUUUGCCGAGAUGGGGAGCACCGUCCGGGGCGUCUUCUGGACCAGCCUGCUUCUCUCCACGUUAUUUGCGGGGCUGGUACGGAGUGGGCGUCAGAUGGAUAAGCUGGCCGAGAAGAAGCUGUGUGCGGACGCAGAGUGUGACCACCCCAUCUCUAUGGCAGUGGCCCUCCAGGAUUACAUCGCCCCCGACUGCCGCUUCAUCAACAUCCAGAGGGGCCAGGUGGUCUACGUCUUCUCCAAGCUGAAAGGCCGUGGGCGACUCUUCUGGGGUGGCAGCGUGCAAGGGGACUAUUAUGGGGACCAGGCCGCCCGCCUGGGCUAUUUCCCGAGCUCCGUUGUCCAGGAGAACCAGUACCUGAAGCCGGGCAAGGUGGAGGUGAAGACCAGCAGGUGGGACUUCUAUUGCCAGUGACGGAGGCUGCCCAGAUAACAAGGCCUUCGCUCCUUCAGAAGCUGUGCCGCUCUCUGACGGAGUCAACUGGAAGAAAGCCAUGCCUCACGGCCCAAUCCCUUGCCCGUCCGGUUUUCCCAAAGACAAGCUUGCUCUUCCAGCUGCUGCUGCUUCUCCUAUGUUUGCAUGAAAAGGCGUUGCCAAUUGGGGUGAAGCCUUCAAGUCGGCAUACACAGAGAGAGAGAGAAAGAG
This is a messenger RNA of Pogona vitticeps (central bearded dragon), 1589 nucleotides long. RefSeq names its product MIA SH3 domain containing (gene MIA). Lineage: Eukaryota; Metazoa; Chordata; Lepidosauria; Squamata; Agamidae. Gene Ontology annotation, biological process: extracellular matrix organization. Gene Ontology annotation, molecular function: protein binding. The record is from RefSeq and is a predicted model, not a curated record.